Closterium sp. Yama58-4 is the source of this 1710-nucleotide messenger RNA. Lineage: Eukaryota; Viridiplantae; Streptophyta; Zygnematophyceae; Desmidiales; Closteriaceae. The record is from the annotation of a GenBank genome assembly.
AUGAAGCUCCCUCUGCUGGAGGAGCUUUCCCUCUUCUGCCCCCACCAAGCGACAGAGUUGCCGGGUUCUUUCUUUCAUACGAGGCAUCUCCGCACUCUUGUCCUCGACGACGCAUCGACCUUGGAGAAUCCCAAAUUUGCAAACCUCACUGCUCUUACCACCGUGUGUGUCACCUUUCCCUGGAAUCUACUGCACCUAGCCACCCUCCUUCGCCUCCCACAGCUCGCCCAUCUAACCACCUUCGCCCCAUACCAGAGCAUUCAGCCAUCGACGGGUGCUGCAAGCAUAGUGCUGCCGGCUUGCCUCAAGUCGCUCACUUUUGCAGUUUCUUGUCCUCCUUUCGGCACCAUCAUCUCCCCAUCAGCAUCGCCGUUCACCGGGCUGAAGGAGCUGCUCAUCACCAACUGCACUGAACUCACGAGCCUUCCAGACCACAUUGAAGACUUGCUGCCACGCCUUUGCAAGCUGACCAUCCGCGAGUGCCGUUCUCUUGUUGGCCUGCCUGAAAGCUUUGCUUCCCUCGGCCGCCUGGAAACGCUCAUACUCUAUGAAUGCGGUCUCCUUUCCUUACCCAGCAACUUCGGUCACCUACCUGCCCUCAAACUGCUGGUUUUGGAGUUUUUGCCUCUCUCGGCACUCCCUCCUUCCUUCAUUUGUCUCACGUCACUCGAGGCACUCUUCCUAUCUGAAUGCGACAAGCUUCUCCAGCUGCCAGUAGAUUUCUGCCAACUCACAUCUCUUAAGGCUCUCUGCAUCUCCCAAUGCGACUUUCCCUUGCCAGACGACAUAGGGGCCCUUGCAAGUCUUAAGGAUCUCAGGCUUUGUGAAUACGGACAGCAAUUUCCGGCUUCAUUCACGGAGCUGCUUUCCUUGACGAGCCUUGAGAUGAAUGGCUCCGAGGACAAAUUCCAGCUGCUGGAAGCCGCGGGGGAGAUUAGCAGCCUUCGAGAGCUGAAGAUUUAUUUUAGUUUAGUCCGCACGCUUCCCAUGUCACUCUUUCAGCUUACUGGGCUUCAAAAGUUGGAGCUCUCCUUCUUCGAGGCACUCUUGGAACUACCCUCGAGGCUGGAUAUGCUCGUGGGGCUGAAGACACUGGAGCUGACUGAUUGUGAGCAGCUGAGUGCACCUCCUGCUGGUCUGCCACCCUCUCUUGAGAUCCUCUGCUUGGGGCCGUUUAGGGAAGGCUCUUCCCAUGUGGUGGACAUCUCGCACCUGACGCAGCUGAGGGUGACAUGCGGGCCUGCAGGGAGCAGCAGGUUGUCGUGUUUGGAGCAGCUGGAGCAGCUUGAGAUGCGUUUGGAAGAUGACAGCCAGGAGCUCCCAGUUCCCCUGACUUUGAUUUGUCUCCCUCGCCUGCGCAGCUUGCUGAUAAAGGCGCCGGGAAUUCGCAGCCUCCCAGAAAACAUGGCGGCAGCAUUGCCGGAGCUACGGCAGCUGAAGCUUCUUUCUUGGUCACUGGAAGAGCUGCCAGGAAGCAUAGUGGAGCUCACCUCGCUGACGUCACUCACGAUCAAAGCACCUCAGAUGGUGGCGCUACCUGAGGGCAUGAGCCGCUUGACUCGGCUGCGCAAACUGAAGCUGAAAGGCUGUGACGCCUUGCAGCAUCUCCCGGAGUUUCUCACUCAACUGCACCAGCUGAUACUGCAUCGCUACUCCUACUCCGUUGCUCUGAGGCUGGAUACUCUCUUAGAGGCCUGGACUUCAUUGUAG